Messenger RNA from Branchiostoma belcheri (Belcher's lancelet), 854 nucleotides. RefSeq names its product tolloid-like protein 1. The coding region runs from base 9 to 854 and encodes 281 amino acids. The record is from RefSeq and is a predicted model, not a curated record. The transcript has 2 exons. Lineage: Eukaryota; Metazoa; Chordata; Leptocardii; Amphioxiformes; Branchiostomatidae.
CAUUACUGAUGCCUUCGUAUUACGGCUUUGACAUCUACAAAGUACCCGUGACUGGAAGCAUGCUCAGUGCCAACCUCCGUACCGCCUGUGAAGCCCAGGGGAUGCAGACGGUGUGCCGAAGGGCCACCGAAGAGGCGGGACCGGAAUAUUGGUUUUCCUACUGUCAAACCAUCCCGGUUGGGACUGAAAUAUCAGCAACAGAAGGAAAUCACCCAGUUCUAGCAUAUCAUUUGUGUGGUUCCAAGCUUCCAAAGCCAUGCGCGCCACUGCAUGAUACUUUUGUUGCUGUACCGGGCUGGUUUGCCAAUGACGGCGCGUGUGGAGUCAGAACAUCUGCUUGGUGCGCCAAUGGCAACGACUUCAACAACAAGGACGCUCUUUGUGCCAGAGUUUCAGAGGAAAGCAGUGCAGCGUACCAGGAGGAGCCGACCUACCACUGCAAUGGCGACAAGCCGUCCUACGUUACCAUGGCAACCAGCGGCACGAUAACCAGUGGGGAUGAUGGGUGGGGGAACUACAGCAGCGACAGUCUGUGCAGCUGGACCAUCGAAGCACCGUCUGGAAUGGGCGUGUCACUGACCUUCCUGACAUUUGACCUGGCCGAUGAUGGCGACUGCCUAUCGGACUACGUCGCGGUGUAUGACGGGAGCAGCCAAAGCUCUGCUCUUCUGGGCAGGUUUUGUGAGAGUAACCCUGGCGUUGUGAACAGUACGGGCAACUUGAUGCACGUUACCUUUGUCACCAACUCGGUACUUCAGGCGUCAGGGUUUCGGGCAAGUUUCAAGAGGCGUACAGGUAAACGUCCUCUCAAGUUAUGUAAUUUCAACAGAACAUACAGCUGGCUCAGUUGUUAA